This is a messenger RNA of Carlito syrichta (Philippine tarsier), 3367 nucleotides long. It is a transcript of the gene SRSF12, whose product is annotated as serine and arginine rich splicing factor 12. Gene Ontology annotation, molecular function: nucleic acid binding. The transcript has 5 exons. The coding region runs from base 1098 to 1715 and encodes 205 amino acids. NCBI's taxonomy places the organism in Eukaryota, Metazoa, Chordata, Mammalia, Primates, Tarsiidae. The record is from RefSeq and is a predicted model, not a curated record.
AAAGCCUGAGAAGAUAAUUGUAGGACUUCUUUGGAAUCUGAUUCUUGCUAUCUGAAAACGAGUAACGUAACAUGAAGUUACAGUGAGGCAAAUGAAUGUGUUCUGGAUGAAACAGUUAAUUAGUGUCUUGGAAUGGUGAUAACUUUCAGAGGUGGAUGUGCUGGGUCAGUGUGUCUGGAAAUUGACUAAGCAUACCAGCUGCCUGGAGUGCUUGUAGAAGUGCAGACUUCUGGUCUCGAAUCAGAAUCUCCAAGAGAGGCAUGAGAAUCUAUUUUUUUUUCCUCUUUUUUUCCUCUUCCUUUCAAAACCUUGGCUAAUUCUUACAAGAGACAAUUUUAGAUAAUGCUGUUCUAGACAAUGUUCUUUCUUUUAUAGGUUUCAACUGGAUUUCUGUAGGCAAAACGUUCUGAUCCAGCUAUUCAUGUUUCUUUGCCUUGUUUCUAAAACACUUCAGGCCUGAGGACUUGCGCCGUGAGUUUGGCCGCUAUGGCCCCAUAGUAGAUGUUUACAUUCCACUUGACUUCUACACUCGCCGCCCGAGAGGAUUUGCUUAUGUUCAAUAUCCUUUGUUUUAUUGUGUGCAUGUGAAUCUGCUGCAUGCAUGUGCUUAUACAUGCAUGUAUUCAGGAGCAUUUGACGCAAGAUUAAUAUUGCCUAAUUAAAUGUGUUUAUUUCUUUAUCUCAGAAAAUCUAAAGCAGUCCACAGUAGCUGGCAAGCGCCCCCAGUUUGAACCAACCUGUUAGCUAGAGUCCAAGCAUAAACCGAGCAGGCAAGACAAAAGACACCUAAAGUUCAAGCAUCGAGGAAUAAAGAGGGAGGGUGGACACAGAUAUAAAGACCUGGAAGAGGGGAACUCUUUAUCAAGCAAAAGACAGCACCAGGUUGAGACUUCGGCUUUCCUACAUUUACUCAGAGUUCCAGAGUCAAAGCCAAGUCUGAUAUUGUUGGUUCUGCAUCUCUUAUAAAGUCCAUCUUGCAAGCCUUAAAGAGUAAAGGUCAAGGUUCAAGAUCAAGUGACACUGAGACUAAAGGCUUCUGCAUGCUGAUACUCAGUGAAAAACCUGAUGGAUCCUUUGUCUGAGAAAAGGGACUAGUCAUGUUUGAAGAUGUCCGAGAUGCUGAAGAUGCUCUUUAUAACCUCAAUAGAAAGUGGGUAUGUGGCCGUCAAAUUGAAAUCCAGUUUGCACAAGGCGAUCGCAAAACACCAGGCCAGAUGAAAUCAAAAGAACGUCAUCCUUGUUCCCCAGGUGACCACAGGAGAUCCAGAAGCCCCAGCCAAAGAAGAACUCGAAGUAGAAGUUCUUCGUGGGGAAGAAACAGGCGGCGGUCCGAUAGCCUUAGAGAGUCUCGACACAGGCGAUUUUCUUAUAGCCAGUCUAAGUCGCGUUCCAAAUCACUCCCAAGGCGGUCUACCUCAGCAAGGCAGUCAAGAACUCCAAGAAGGAAUUCGGGUUCUAGAGGACGGUCACGGUCCAAGUCCUUUCAAAAAAGAUCCAAGUCAAUAGGAAAAUCACAAUCAAGUUCACCUCAAAAGCAGACUAGUUCAGGAACAAAGUCAAGGUCACAUGGAAGACAUUCUGACUCCAUAGCAAGAUCCCCAUGUAAAUCUCCCAAAGGGUAUGCCAAUUCUGAGGCGAAAGCACAAACAGCAAAACAUUCUCAUUUUCGGUCACAUUCCAGAUCUCGGAGUUAUCGUCAUAAAAACAGUUGGUGAACAGCAGCAGAAGAGCACUACGUAAUCUUUAAGCUAUUAAGCCUCUCAUUAUGUUAAAUAAAAAUUCUUCAAGGUUUACAGAAAAUGUGAGUUGAUAUUAGUUACUUUGGGCGUGUGGAAGAAAUAAAAUCCCUGUAGAUCUGGAUUAAUAAAGAUUUGGUCUCAAUUUAAGGGCACACAGCACAAAUUAUGAUGUGUCUAAUGUCACCAUUUUAUGGACCAUUUUUUUGUUUACAUUGUGACAGAAGGGAACUUUUCAAAGGAAAUGGGUAAAAAUGGAACUAAUUUUAAAAAUUUGACUUGGGUAUUAGAUAUUAGUAAUAUCAGUAAUACCUUUUACAAGGAUAUUUUUGAAUUUAAAGCACUUUACUUUCAUGUAAAAGUAAUUAUGACUGUGUAACUGCAUAGGUCAGACUAACUGUUUGGCACCUAUGUCUCUUUUGUGUCUUCAUUUUAAACUUGGGCCAAGCCCCAUGGCUAUUAGUUCACAUUACAAAAUUUCUGACAUUCUAAAAAGUAGAAUUUAUAUAGAGAUCAAACACUCAAUUAAAGAAGGUUCUAUUUAUAUUGGGUAGAACAGUAUGGAUAAAGGGACAUGAAAUUGCAUCCUGUACCACUGUCCACUUUAGAAAAAUGUCAAAACACUUGAGAAAUAUUGGAUUUUGAGUAGUUUGCUACUACUUGUCUAAAACGUAUGAUGUGUAGCACUCACAAUCCAAAAAUACCCAUAUGAAGCCUUACAGGUUUGAAGGUGGAACAUUUUGUAUAAAAUCAUGUUUUAUACCAUUAUUUCUAUAUGCAUACUUAUCAUCUGCUGCUUAAUUUUUUUCCAGCUCAACUUUAAAUUAUAUAGAUAUGUCUUCUUAUUUUUGAAAGUGCUUAGUACCUUGUGUUAAGAAACAAGACUACAUCUUCAGAAACAAUUUUGCAGUAUUUACAUUACACUGCCCUUCAUUUUUUAAAACCAAAUAACUUUGUUAUUUAUUGCUUUUAUAGUUGUUAUUACGAAUAAUUUCUUUGAAAAUGUGUUUGUAGUUUACAUUUUUCAAAGCGUUUUUCAAAGGUAGUAUUUGUGAUAAAAUGGCUUUGCAUAUUAUUAGAGGGGAUAUAUUUAUAGAGCUCCACUUGUAUACUUUGUUGAAUUAUAUUAUUGAAAUGUAAAAGUUCUCAACCCAUACAGCUAAUAUUUGUAUCUAGAGUGCUUAAGAAAAAAAGUCUGUCUGAUCUUAUAUUUUUAGUCUGUAGGAGCUAAUGUUGCUUCUGUUUGUUUUGAAUACAAAUUCCAUUUUUCUUUGCAUUUUAGAUCCUAUAUGUAAGAAUCAACUUUACACAAUAAUUUGUAAAUGCUGGUAAUAUUUGAACAAGUGCCAUAAACUCAUGUAUAUUGUACUUUCGGAAUAGAUUUUCUCUAAUGAUAGCAACAUUUAUUUAUUUCAAAGCUACAACUCUUUGAAGCGUUCGACUGUAAUAAAAUUUAGUUAUAAAAUUAUGUGGCACUAGUGAAAACCUAAAGGCUAGUCUAAAAACAAAUAUUAAUCGUAAUUUUUAGUAUUUUGUAAAUGUUUGGGUACACACACACAAGUGCGGUCAUUUUAAAUAAUAACCAGGUGCCAUGUUUCAGACAAAGUUGUAAAAUAUAAUAAUAACUAGGA